Angiostrongylus costaricensis is the source of this 204-nucleotide messenger RNA. The record is from the annotation of a GenBank genome assembly. Lineage: Eukaryota; Metazoa; Nematoda; Chromadorea; Rhabditida; Metastrongylidae.
CUGACAAUCUUCCUUCCAUGGUUCCCGAUCCUACUUGGAUGGAUUCUGGUUGCAUCCUGUCAUGACACAUCUCGGUACGACAAUUCUGUGAUCCACACGUUUGACACCAUGGAAAUGUGCAUGUCACGAUGUCGUACAAUCUGCUCUCAACAUCAUUCAGAAGAUCUUAUGAUGCCUCGGUGGCAUUGUCCCGCUCAGGUAUGA